Messenger RNA from Dryobates pubescens (Downy woodpecker), 5158 nucleotides. It is a transcript of the gene ANKFY1, whose product is annotated as ankyrin repeat and FYVE domain containing 1. The coding region runs from base 20 to 3523 and encodes 1167 amino acids. Gene Ontology annotation, cellular component: endosome membrane. NCBI's taxonomy places the organism in Eukaryota, Metazoa, Chordata, Aves, Piciformes, Picidae. The transcript is spliced from 25 exons. Gene Ontology annotation, biological process: retrograde transport, endosome to Golgi; Golgi to lysosome transport. The record is from RefSeq and is a predicted model, not a curated record. Gene Ontology annotation, molecular function: metal ion binding; small GTPase binding.
CCGUGGCCCCGGACCCAACAUGGCGGAAGAGGAGGUGGCCAAGCUGGAAAAGCACCUGCUGCUUCUCCGCCAGGAGUAUGUGAAGCUGCAGAAGAAGCUGGUUGAUACUGAGAGGAGAUGCAAUCUUCUGGCUGCUGAGGCCAACCAGGACAAUGCCAGUGACACCUUCAUCGCUCGGCUCCUGGCCAUUGUAGCUGAGCUCUAUCAACAAGAGCAGUACAGUGAUCUGAAGAUAAAGGUUGGGGACAGCCACAUCAGUGCUCACAAGUUUGUCUUGGCGGCACGCAGUGAUGCUUGGAGUCUGUCCAACCUGGCCACAACAGAGGAGCUGGAUCUGUCAGAUGCUGACCCAGAGGUAACCAUGGCAAUGCUGCGGUGGAUCUAUACAGAUGACCUAGAGCUAAGGGAAGAUGAUAUCUUCUUGACACAGCUUAUGAAACUAGCUAAUAAAUUUCAGCUCCAUCUGCUUAGGGAAAGGUGUGAGAAAGGAGUCAUGUCUCUAGUCAAUGUCAGGAACUGCAUUCGCUUCUACCAGACUGCUGAGGAGCUGAAUGCUGGCACCCUGCUCAACUACUGUGCUGAGAUCAUUGCCAGUCACUGGGAUGACUUGCGUAAAGAAGACUUCAGCAGCAUGAGUGCUCAGUUAUUGUACAAGAUGUUCAAGUCCAAGACAGAAUAUCCUCUGCACAAGGCUAUUAAAGUUGAGAGAGAAGAUGUGGUCUUUCUGUAUCUCAUUGAAAUGGACUCACAGCUUCCUGGGAAGCUGAAUGAAUUGGAUCACAAUGGAGAUCUUGCUUUGGAUCUAGCCCUUGCCCAAAGAUUGGAGGGUAUUGCAACCACGUUGGUCAACCACAAGGCUGAUGUAGACAGGGCAGACAAGAGAGGCUGGAGUCUGUUACAUAAAGCCAUCCAGAGGGGAGAUAAAUUUGCUGCCAGCUUUCUCGUUAAAAACGGUGCGCGUGUGAAUGCUGCUACCUUGGGAGACCAGGAGACUCCUCUGCACCUUGUGGCAUCCUACAGCCCCAAGAAGCAUUUACCAGAUGUCAUGGGAGAGAUGGCACAGUUAGCAGAGUCCCUCCUUCAGGCAGGAGCCAAUCCAAACAUGCAGGACAGCAAAGGAAGGACCCCGCUGCAUGUAUCCAUUGUGGUCAGGAAUGAACCUGUCUUCAGUCAGCUUCUGCAGUGCAAACAACUAGACUUGGAGCUGAAGGAUCAUGAAGGAAGCACAGCUCUGUGGCUGGCAGUUCAGUAUAUCACCAUGUCAUCAGACCAGUCUGUGAACCCCUUUGAAGAUGCCCCUGUCAUAAAUGGGACCUCCUUUGAUGAGAACAGCUUUGCAGCAAGGCUGAUCCAACGAGGCAGCAAUACAGAUGCUCCAGAUACAGUGACAGGAAACUGCUUGCUUCAGAGGGCAGCUGGUGCAGGAAAUGAGGCAGCUUCUCUCUUCCUAGCAACUCAUGGAGCAAGAGUCAACCACCAAAACAAAUGGGGGGAAACACCACUGCACACAGCCUGCAGGCGUGGCCUGGCAAACCUGACAGCAGAACUUCUGCAGCAAGGAGCCAAUCCCAACAUCCAGACAGCAGAAGCAGCUCUUGGGCAGAAGGACACAUCUUCUCCAAUAGCAGAGAAUGUUUACCUGCAAACUCCCCUCCACAUGGCUAUUGCUUACAACCACCCAGAUGUGGUCACGGUCAUCCUGGAGCAGAAAGCAAAUGCUCUUCAUGCAACCAACAAUUUGCAAAUCAUUCCUGACUUCAGUCUGAAGGACUCAAGAGACCAGACUGUGCUGGGGUUGGCUCUUUGGACAGGCAUGCACACAAUAGCAGCUCAGCUGCUGGGCUCGGGGGCCUCCAUCAACGACACCAUGUCAGACGGACAGACUCUGCUCCACAUGGCCAUACAGAGACAGGACAGCAAGAGUGCACUCUUCCUGCUAGAACACCAGGCAGAUAUCAAUGUCAGAACGCAGGAUGGAGAGACUGCCCUGCAGCUGGCCAUAAAGAACCAGCUCCCGCUCGUGGUUGAUGCCAUCUGCACCAGGGGAGCAGACAUGUCUGUGCCAGAUGAGAAAGGAAAUCCUCCUUUAUGGCUGGCCUUAGAAAAUAACCUGGAAGAUAUUGCAUCAACUCUGGUCAGGCAUGGCUGCGAUUCAACCUGUUGGGGGUCAGGACCAAGUGGCUGCUACCAAACCCUUCUGCACAGAGCCAUCGAUGAGAACAGUGAGCAAAUUGCCUGCUUUCUUAUUCGCAGUGGCUGUGAUGUGAAUAGUCCCAGGAAGCCAGGCCCAAAUGGAGAAGGAGAAGAGGAAGCCCACGAUGGACAGACACCUCUGCACUUGGCAGCCUGCUGGGGUCUGGAAGAGGUGAUCCAGUUCCUUCUGGAGUUUGGUGCUAAUGUUAAUGCUCAGGAUGCAGAGGGAAGGACUCCAAUCCACGUUGCCAUUAGCAACCAACAUAAUGUUAUCAUUCAGCUGAUGAUUUCCCACCCAGACAUUAAGCUGAAUGUCCGUGACAGGCAGGGGAUGACUCCCUUUGCCUGUGCCAUGACCUACAAAAACAACAAAGCAGCUGAAGCUAUUUUGAAGAGGGAACCAGGAGCUGCUGAGCAGGUUGACAACAAAGGCCGAAACUUCCUCCACAUGGCUGUGCAGAACUCAGACAUUGAGAGUGUGCUGUUCCUGAUCAGUGUCCAGGCCAACGUCAACUCCCGGGUGCAGGAUGCCUCCAAGCUCACCCCUCUGCACCUGGCUGUGCAGGCUGGCUCGGAGAUCAUCGUGCGGAACCUGCUGCUCGCAGGUGCCCAGGUGAACGAACUGACUAAGCAUCGUCAGACUGCUCUGCACUUAGCAGCCCAGCAAGACCUGCCCACAAUUUGUUCAGUCCUCCUGGAGAACGGAGUAGACUUUGCAGCUGUAGAUGAAAAUGGCAAUAAUGCUCUUCACCUGGCAGUGAUGCAUGGCCGAUUAAACAACAUCCGGGUCCUGCUCACAGAGUGCAACGUAGAUGCAGAAGCCUUCAACAUUAGAGGCCAGUCACCAAUGCAUAUUUUGGGCCAAUAUGGGAAGGAUAAUGCAGCAGCAAUCUGUGACCUCUUCCUGGAGUGUAUGCCAGAAUACCCUCUAGACAAACCUGAUGCUGAAGGAAACACAGUGCUGCUGCUGGCUUACAUGAAGGGAAAUGCCAACCUGUGUCGGGCAAUAGUGAGAGCUGGGGCAAGGCUCGGAGUCAACAACAAUCAAGGAGUCAACAUCUUCAACUACCAAGUUGCCACAAAACAACUUCUCUUCAGGCUCCUGGAUAUGCUGACAAAAGAACCUCCCUGGUGUGAUGGCUCCAACUGCUAUGAAUGCACUGCCAAAUUUGGAGUCACAACAAGGAAGCAUCACUGCCGACACUGUGGACGCCUGCUCUGCCAUAAGUGCUCAACAAAGGAGAUUCCUAUCAUCAAAUUUGAUCUGAACAAGCCAGUUCGAGUUUGCAACAUCUGCUUUGAUGUCCUGACUCUGGGAGGAGUCUCCUAGUACACUCUGGAGGUGAAGGGAUUCCUGGUCAGUGCUCCUGACAGCAGCUCUGCUUAUAAGCCCUCUGGAUAGGGAAGAGGAGGCCUAUACAUCUCGUCUGCAAUAGACUGAACUCAUUAAAAACCCUGUUAUGAUAUAUUCUGGCAUAAAUGACUUUGUAAAUAGAUUGGGCUGUGAUAGACUUCACUAGGAGAUCCAGUGGAUCCUCAAAACCAAGUGACAAAAGAAUUUUAGACCCUCUUCUAGUCACGGUGGGGUAUGGAAGCUAAAACUGGUCAGGCUGGAGUUGGAAUAGACAUCAGAUAGGUUUGUUCUUAACAUGGUGCUUUGCACUGAGCAGCUCUGAGUCCUGUGGUUUUCAGGCUGCUUAGAGGUGGCAUUAAGCUGCAGGGUAACCAGGUAUGUGUCUGCUUUGUCUCAGAGAAAUGUUCCCUUGCUGUAGAGAAGACUCCUCAUGGAGCUAGACCGCUGUACGUGUCAAGAGGGGCAGUUACAAGCAUAGCUCCAGAAUUGUGGCCUUAAACCAGAAAGCUUUACACCAGCUGAUGCAAAGCAGCCAGAAAUGCAGAUCCACAUCUUGAUACCUCCUCAGUACAUGUCUCACUAGUUUUAGCAUGUUCAAAAGAAGUGCAGGAUUGUUUGUAGCCAGUGAGUGCUCUUGCUAGGCUGCAGCUCAGCUAGAGCUGUCCAAGUCUACCUUGUUGCUCUCCAUAUUUGCUAGUCCUUCCUUGUGUGACCAAACUGGAGUGUGCUGAAAGGCCUGAGCAGGUGCUGAGGUGCCCAAGCACUGCAGCUGGUGAAGUUGGUUCACUCAAUGUAGCAAUAAAUGCUGAAGUGCAUUAUCAGUCCCCAUGAAGGAGAGCAGCACUUUCCUGUGGCUCAGACUCUGGUCAGUAACCUGCUGGUGUAGAUUGGGUUGAAGUUUGGGUGCAUUUUCAGCAGGAUUGCUGGUGAGUGGGGUUGUAGGCUUCCUGUUAAGAGGGAGCCUGUGGCCUUGAAGGAAGGCUUCUGAACAGAAGUAUAGUGCCAGGCAUUUGGGUAAAGCUGCAGGCUGGUUGCACUGUUAAAUAUGCUGAAUCUGGGACAGAUCCAACACCACCUUGCUAGGGAAUAGGGAAGUACUCUGCUGGUAGACAAGGUAAUGAUUUGGUGGGUACAGGCUUCAGUCAGGAAAGGUGUGUACUUAAAACUACAUGGCAUGGUAAGGCUGGCUCCAUCCCUGGGGGAUGAACCUAGCUUGGACUCAGCUUGGCAUUCCUCAUCUCUGCUGCUGAACUGCUCUGCAUCUAUUUAAGGACUGUUAUCUCUUGUUCAGCGUGGACAAGUGGGUGACACAUUGCCCUGCUUGGCACAGCGGCUUGUCAGCCUCACAGAGCAGGAGAGGUGAUAAACCAGGCUGCUGCUUAGGAGGGAGACUUGUUUGAGGUGUUUCUCAAAGUUGUAGAAGCAAAGGAUAGGAGAGGGUGUAACUGCUGCCAUUUGCACAAGGAGUUUCACAUCAAGUCUCCCUUGACCUGCACUUUGAUCUUCCACUGUGGAUAUAUUGUGACUGGAAUCUCACCCUUCUAACACUGGAGAAGAAUGGGUGCUGAUACAGAUUGGCCUCACUGCUCAAUGUCUGCUGCUGCCAUGUCC